Molecule: messenger RNA, 1290 nt
Organism: Uloborus diversus
Lineage: Eukaryota; Metazoa; Arthropoda; Arachnida; Araneae; Uloboridae
Product: kelch-like protein 5
Exons: 8
Coding region: 127-1290 (387 amino acids)
Molecular function (GO): protein binding
Source: RefSeq, a predicted model, not a curated record
GCGACAUUUAACGGUCCGACUCUGGGAGCGUGUAAACAAAGUCCAAAGUGAUCGGUAAAUAAUCGCAUUUGAAAUAUCAAGGAUCCUUUUGAAGAUGUCCGCAAGUUUUUAGGCGCCCAUGGGGCCAUGGAGCCGGAGUACUUCUCCUCGGGCACGCACGCCGCCUCCAGCCUCCGCCGCAUGAGGGCGCUGUGCGAGCGGCGCCAGCUGACGGACGUCACGCUGGUGGCGGGGGGAGAGGAGGUGCCCGCCCACCGCGUGGUGCUGUCCGCCGCCUCCGACUACUUCCUGGCCAUGUUCGCGGGCGGCAUGGCGGAGGCCGCCACGGAGCGGGUGCGCCUGGAGGGCGUCGACCCCGACAUCCUGCGCGCCCUGGUCGACUUCUGCUACACAGGGAAGGUGGAGCUGGGGGAGGACAGCGUGGAGCGCUUCCUGACGGCGGCGGACGUGCUGCAGAUGCCGGAGGUGGUGGUCGCCUGCUGCCGAUUCCUCUCGGACCGACUGAGCCCGGCCAACUGCGUGGGGGUGGCCCUCUUCUCCGAGGCGCGGGGCUGUGCGGACCUGCACCGGGAGGCGCAUGCCUACCUCCUCUUGGCCCUCUUCUCCGAGGCGCGGGGCUGUGCGGACCUGCACCGGGAGGCGCACGCCUACCUCCUCGACAACUUCACGGAGGUGGUCGCGGAGCGGGAGUUCCUGGACCUGGAGGAGCGGGAGCUGGAGAAGCUCCUGCGCUCCCCCUCGAUCAACGUGGCGAGCGAGGAGGUGGCGUGGGCGGCGCUGCUCUCCUGGGCCCGCCACCGCCCGGAAAAGAGGAGGGCGGCGUUCGGGCGGCUCCUGCCGGCCAUCAAGCUGCCGCUCCUCGACACGGAGGUGCUGAGAGAGGUCCUGAAGGAGCCAAUGGUGGACGGCGAGUGCUGCCGCCUGGUGGCGGAGGCCCUCCUCUGCCGCCUGUCCCCCGGGGACCCCUCCCAGGGGGACCCCUACCCCACCCGGCCCCGGGACUCCACCGUGGGGGGCCUCUUCGUGCUGGGGGGCACCGAUGGCACAGAGAGCUCCCCGAAGAUGGAGAAGUACGAGCUGCGGGGCGACCGGUGGCUCCCCCACGACCGCAUGUCCUCCCGGCGGCUGCAGUUCGGGGCGGCGGUGGUGGGGCGGCGCCUGUAUGCCGCGGGCGGCAGGGACGGACUCAAGACCCUCAACCUGCUGGAGUGCUACGACUUCGACCAGGGGGCGUGGUCGGCCCGACGCUCCAUGUUCACCCACCGCCACGGACUGGCCGCCCUCGACUAA